Molecule: messenger RNA, 2213 nt
Organism: Argentina anserina (silverweed cinquefoil)
Lineage: Eukaryota; Viridiplantae; Streptophyta; Magnoliopsida; Rosales; Rosaceae
Exons: 2
Coding region: 121-1629 (502 amino acids)
Cellular component (GO): Ino80 complex
Source: RefSeq, a predicted model, not a curated record
AAAACCUUCUCCUUUUCUCUCCUUCAAUCUGGAAUUCUCUAUGGAUUUAUGAAUGAUCGCGUCCCCCAUUUGCUCUAAAGCUCAACGAUUCUUGGAGUGGCUAACAAGAUUGAAGAACCAAUGAAACUGGAAUAUACUAAUACUCUAGAAAGAGUAAUCAUGUCAGCUGAGCAGUUGAAGCAUGAAGAGAGUUCAACGGAAGCAUUAUCAUGUCAAAUGGCUACGGAAUUGAAUCAGAAGAGAGAUAUAGUCGCUGCACAUAUUUUGGUCCAGAUGGCCAAUGAAGAUUCUGUGUUGCUUCAUCAGAGGUUAAGUUUGCACGGCUUGAAGCAUAACAUGAAAGGGAAGCCGAGAAUGAGGUGGAAAAUGAUAGGUGAUAGAGUAGGAGAGGGUGAUAGUCAUUCUGAAGUGGCUAGGAGAAAGGCCAACUUUGUUGCAAAGCGCCAGAAAGCUGCAGUUAGAGGUCCAGUGAAUGCUGCAGAUAGUGUAGUCUUAGCUUUAGCAGCAAUGCCAUGUUCUGGAAAGAGAAAACGUAAAAAGCUGAACAUUGGUCUUCCACUAUCUUCUCCUGGACCAGGGUUUAUGAACUGUAAUGUCAGUGAGGACCGGUAUGACAAUUUAUAUGAAGAGGGUGGAUAUUUGGAUGGUCACGAGCUGACUAAGAGAUGGGGAAAUAAUCAUCAGAAGUCAUGUGAAGCUUUCAUUGCGGAUCACCAUGGUCAAAUGAGCGUGUUAAGAGAAGAAAAUAUACAUGUUGCAGGCCCAGUAAACAUACCUAGACAUAUGAAGAAUGAUGUCAGAGAGGAAGAUGAUGACGAUUUGCAUGAGAUGUGGCAGGUUUUGGAUAGUCAUGAGACCACUGACAGAUGUAGGAACAAUGAUCAGAAACCAGUUGGAGCUGGUUGUGAGGAUCAUCACGAUAAAUUAGGCAUAUUAAGUGCAAGGAAGCGGAAAGAAGUGAUAGGAUCCUACUUUAAAAGGGAUUCUGAGGAUGUUGCAGUACCAGUAAAAAUGCCCUUCAAAUUGCCAGUUCGAACUGUUGAUAGACUUCAUCCAGUUGGGAGCCCUCCUCCACCACCUCUGGCUUCAAUGGAACCAUCAUUAAAUGACAAUGAAAGGUUUAGGCAUGUGAGACGUAGGAGGAACAUCGCCACUUUCAGGCCGAGCUCCAAAGAAGUAAGAGCCUACUUUCAUAAGGAGGAAGCUUUGAGGUACUUAGUCCCGGAUAGGGGAUUUUGUUACACAGCACUGGAUGGUAGAAAGUCUGCGGUCGCUCCUGUACGAAAAAAGAACAACAAAUGCAUAGAUCAUGUUAUGCUUAGAGCUGAUAGGCCACUGGUUGUCUCUAUAUACUGUCUUGUGCGGGAUGCAGCUGCCAGAUUACCUGGAGGUAUGGGUACCAGAGCAGAUGUAUGUACACUCAUGCGGGACUCACAGUAUCUACUUGAAGAUGUCACUGAUGAACAACUCCAUUAUCUUGCUAGCAAAGGACUGGACAGGCUCCACUAUGAAGAUGAUCCAUGCGUUAGGUAUGAUGGGAAGGUGUGGGUUUAUUUACAUCGAAAUAGAGGGGAGGAUGACUUUGAGGAAGAUGCUGCGUUUUGUACUUUCUACUUGAGGAGAAAGUAAUGAAAAGUGUACGAUAUUGAAGCAAUUCAUGGAAGAAACUUGCACAUUUUUCACAGUAGGAAAUGACAGAAAGCAGCUAGCUAGCUAUUUUGUUGUGGAUCAAAGUAAACUUGAACUCUGGUCAUAGGUUCAUAUGCUGAUUUUGUACAUGAAGCCAUUACAAAUUCUUCCAUUUUGAUUCUUAUAUUGCAACUGAAGAUUGUUGCUUAUAAUCUACAAACUCUCAAGAAAUUCAAGAAGCCUAAACAGAAAUCAGACAGCUGAGUGGCUCAACCGCCAAAAUAGAAAGCCAAAUGUAUUGGAAGUUUGGGAAAGGAGGUCUCAGUGAUGCAAAACAGUCUGCUAAUGGAGAAAUGAUUCAAAACUUAGUUCUGUAAGGAUUUCGAAACAGCACAUCUCAUACUCCAAAAGGAUCCCGAUUAAGGUGAAGUUUCGACCUAGAAUUUCCUGAUAUUAGUCACAGUUGUUUUGGUUAACAUAUUAAAUCAGGCCAACAAUACUGUUAAUACUGUUAAUAUUCUCGAUUCAUCUUGUACAGUUUGUAAGUUGUAACUGGCAAAUGUGACUGCAGAAAUUUCUGAUGA